GCUCCCUGUGAAACCACAGUGGAGGAAAAAUGAGUCUUUUGCUGUUUGGCACUCGGUUAAAGCCAGCAGAGAAACCCCGCCGGACUUCACUUGAGGACUGAGAGCUCUUUCAGAAUAAUGAUUCGACGAUAAUCAGGAAAAGCUGCCAUAAUUCCGUAGUCAUUCUGGGAAAACAGCGGUGAAAUGAAGGUGUGUUCUUGUUCAGAGCAGCGCUACGAGGAGAUCUCCAUUAUGAAUGCAGGUAGUGAAACUCACUCUGCAGACUCUGAUGGCUGGCGGUCACGUAGUGUAACGGAGGGCUUCAGGAAUGGUGAUGCGAACAGCUCGUCUCUGGCAGCCAAAGGCUUCCGCAGCGUCCGACCCAACCUGCAGGACAAGAAGUCCCCCGUCCCGCUUGACACCUCCCCGCCAAGAGGGGGUGCUGCAUCAGUUUCCGGUCCUCCAUCACCUGACCCAUCAGCCCGCCGGUCACCCUACAGCCGUGCCAGUCAAGACUCACCUGACUUCCUGUCCGGGCUCCUGCCCAAAGCGCUCUCCCCGACGCCCUAUGCUUCCCCUGAACGUUCUGGGCUGGUGCCGUCUCCCGUGGCGUCGCCACUAACCGUGUCGGCGCUAAGUCACUAUUCCUCAUCAACUGCCGUCCUGGAGGAGCUGCAGAUCUGUGGCUUGGACUCGCCCAUGGCUACACCCACCCCUUCUCCCACUCUCAGCCACACCUCUGUCGUGCCUGACGAUGGCCCCGCCCUCCCCACCCCAGCAAUGUCUACAGAUGCUAACAGCCAGAUGGCAGUGAAUGGAAGUGCUCAUUCCCAGAGGCCCUUUUCACCUCCAGCGCAUCCCCCUCCUCCACCUGUCCUUAGUCCAGGACUAGUGCAGAUCCAGCAAACUAGACGCUCAGAGGGCUCAGAGACAGUACAGAGAGAGUCUUUAGUGUCCGGUCACACGGUGGUCAGCAGCGCCACUCCGAUCGCCCGUUUCUCUGAAGAGGAGAAGAAAGUGUCGGUCAUCAAAGCUCCGCACUACGAGGGCAUCGGCCCCGUGGACGAGUCGGGCAUCCCCAUCGCCAUCCGCACGACUGUAGACCGGCCUAAGGACUGGUACAAGACCAUGUUCAAGCAGAUCCACAUGGUGCAUAAAGCUGACGAUGACUAUGCAGACACGUACGACGCCACCUACGCCGUCGUAAACAGCGAAAACUACGACCCCGUCCACGCUCAUCCCCCACCACGGACGCACACCUACCGGCCGUUGUCCCGGAACACGGUUGACCCGCCCCAGCGUGAGCCGAGCCCCGCCCCCAUCCCGCCUCCUCCCCCGCCCAUGCCCUCACUGCUGCAGCUUCGCUCCCGCGACCUGGACCGCGAGAAAGAGCAGCCGCACGACCCGAACGAGUGGAGUCCUCCUGACCGCAAAGUGGACACGCGGAAAUAUCGCGCGGAGCCGCGCAGCAUUUUCGAGUACGAACCAGGAAAAUCGUCCAUUCUAGAGCAGGAGAGACCGACCUUUGAGUUCUCAGCAGAUGAGAUAGAUUUAGAGAACGAGCCUUGGUUUAAGUUCUUUUCAGAGCUGGAGUUUGGGCGGCCGCCUCCUAAAAAGAGGCUGGAUUACAAUCCUGACUGCUCCACGCGCACGAAGACGUCCCUCUACCUCCCGCCCUCCGAAAGGCCCGAGGGGGCCCCGAGUGCUGCCAGUGAUUACAGGAAGAGGCGAAAGUCGGAGCCGUCCGGCACGGCCAAUGAGCAGAAUGCCAGUCAGGUGCCGACGCGCCCACUCGACCCCGUCAGGUCCAGCACUCUGAAGAAACCCACCAUACGUUCCUCCCCUUCAUCCCCAUCCAGAGGCAAAGAUCAGGGCUCUGAUUCUGGCUCUCUCACGCCUCAGAACAGAAGACCUACUCCAGAUCGAGAGAGACAGUCUGCCAGGGCUAUUUACGAUUUUAAAGCUCAGUCCAGCAAGGAGCUCUCCUUUAAGAAGGGUGAUGCAAUCAACAUCAUCAGACAGAUCGACAGUAACUGGUAUGAGGGAGAGCACAGAGGACGCAUCGGCAUCUUCCCCAUUUCUUACGUAGAGAAGGUGGCGUCUCCAGAGCGAAAGCAGCCGGCCCGUCCUCCUCCCCCGGCGCAGGUCAGAGAGAUGGGGGAGGCUGUGGCUCGAUACAACUUCAACGCUGACACUAAUGUGGAGCUCUCACUGAGAAAGGGUGAGAAGGUGAUUUUGUUGCGGAAGGUGGAUCAGAACUGGUUUGAAGGGAGGAUUCCUGGAUCCAAUAAGCAGGGAAUAUUUCCCGUCUCGUACGUCGAUGUGAUCAAGGGAUCCCCCUCCAAGAGCCCCAGUCACCAUGGAGACACACACAGGGGGCACAAGAGGAUGACGCAGGAUUCCCUCCAUGGAGCAGGAGAACCGUUCCAGGCCGUGUACAACUACGUGCCCCGGAAUGAGGAUGAGCUGGAGCUGCGCGAAGGCGACGUGAUCGACGUGAUGGAGAAAUGUGACGACGGCUGGUUCGUAGGAACAUCUCGGCGGAGCAGGAUGUUCGGAACGUUCCCAGGAAACUACGUUAAGCCACUUUAACGAAGAUUACGGCACAACCACAGCGACUCCGAUGCCUUCCAUAUAGGGCCAAUGUGGAACCUCAACCCUGAGUGUGUGUGUGGGUGUGUGCUUUCUUAUGUGUGUGUGUGUGUGUGUGUGUGUGUGUGUGUGUUCACAUGCAAAAACAAUUUUAGCUUUCACUAGCCAUCUCUACAGACUCCUCCAAUGAAGUUUUUUCUUUUUUUCAUUUGAUAAAAAUUAAAAAAAGGUUUUGGUUUGGUUUGAACGUUCAGCUUCCUGGAUUAUAGUUCAGCAGCUCACAACUGUAUUUACAUGCUCUAUAACAAUAUAUUAUUUAUUAGUGAUAAUAAUUUCUGAUAAGCAAUAGUUGCGGAAGAUGUGGGUAGGAAAUGUUCGGAGAAGAAAAAUGAUCGACGGCAACAGAGUCGUUUAGUGUCCGAGGAAGUGUGUGUGUGUGUGUGUGUUUGCACGUUUGUAGAGUUAGAUUGCUGAAGGACCAUAUAGCAAAAGUUCGUAAGUGGAUUUCUGGGAUUUUUCUGAUUUUAAGUGAAGGAUUUUGCGUAAAAGCAAUAAGGAAACCUGUGCUAAUCUGACAUUCAUUCUGUUUGUGUAAAAACACAUAUAUAUUGUGUUAACACUUUGCUCAUAUUUGGGCGAAUUAUUAAAAAGAUGUCCAUGUAUGUGCAACGAGGAAUUAUUUACAGCAGUAUCGUUACUCGCCAUGGAGGUUUAAACUGAACGAAGUAUUAUUUGGACACGGCAAUCGAUCCGUUUGUAUUAAAAUACAUUAAAAUGCAUUAUGCCUGUGAAAGUGUUCAGCUGUCCAGGUCACUGAAUUGUCUAAUAGCAGUAAGCCAAGGCAACCGGACCUGUGGUUCCUACGACACGUAAGUCUUCAAUCCCUUUAACUGCAGGCUUAUUACUCAGUCAUUAAGCUUUAAGUCUUUGAUUCAGUGACUUCUAUUAAUUAUUUGUAUCUUCUGUGAAAUGUGUAGUUGCAGUUGCCUAGCAACCACUACACCUUCCCUUGCAAUCAUUUCCGGUACCACCCGGAAUACCACAGCAACCACUGUGACUGUCUGACACAAUCUGACACAAAUUAUGCCACAUUGGACACCUCUAGCAGUUGCCUAGCAACCACUACACAUUCCUAGCAAUCACUUCCAGCACCUUAGCAACCCCACAGCAAUACCCUAGCAACCACCAGAGAAACCACAGCAACCACCUAGCAACAUUCUAGCAACCACCUGGAAUACCAUAGCAACCACAUAGCACUACCCUAGCAACCACCAGAGAAACCACAGCAACUGCCUGGAAUACCAUAGCAACCACACAGCACUACCCAAGCGACCACCAGAGAAACCACAGCAACCACCUAGCAACAUUCUAGCAACCACCAGGAAAACCAUAGCAACCACCAGAGAAAACACAACAGCUGCUUAGCAACCUUUGCAGGACUGUUUUUUCUAUAUGAUUUAGAAGUGAAGGCAUCUCUGGCUGCUGGUUCCUGUUUAGCAGGGAUUUUAAUAGCAUGUAUGAACACAUGCAUCCCAGUGAUGUCCCCGGUUUGGGGAUCUCAGGAAAGGGCUGGAUUGCAUUUGAACAAGGUCCAAAGUACAUACAGGCCUGAAUCAAGGGUCUCAGGUUCAAAACAUCUUCAUCAACUGUACCACAAAUCCGGUCACCUUGACUUACUACGUCCUGGACGUUAAACGGUGUUGGCACUUUGGCCUGUGAUUAGCAUUUCUGGGUAAUUUUCUGACAUUAGACUAACGGACUUGCGUUCCUUGUAUUAUGAAGAGAGUUUUAUGAAUAUCUUGGGAUUUGAAGUUCCAUUCAUGCUGGUUUGAGUGUUUAUAGAUCGGUUGCCAGAUAUAAUGUAAAGAAAAUGUUAAGGGCAAAUUGUUGUGUGAAAUGAACUUGUAUGGAAGACAAAAGUUUGUUUUUCCCUCUCUGUCACUCUCUUUUUCUCUUUUUGUCAUGUUUCACACCUUUUUUGUCACAAUGUGGCUUUGAUGCGAAUUAUUCUCACAAAAUUCACUUUAAAAUGAUGCACAAUGUAACAGGCUUCAGAGAGAACUUUGAAGAAUAUGUUUUCUAAUGCGCUUGUUUUUGCUUUUGUCAAAAAAGUCACGCUGGCCCUGUUCACACCUGGUAUUAGCAUCCAUCUUGAGUGAUCUGGUCACGAGUGGACAGCGAGUGGACGUGUAAUCUGGCAUUUCAUUGGGUCUCGAAUCUGACUCUAGUGACCACUUAUGAUCAGUUCCAUGACAAAACAGUCUCUGUGAUCACUGUGUCUUGUAAUUAUGUAGUGUAAUGCGUUACAGUCAAUUUUUCUAAUCACGUUACAGAAACUGACUUAAUUAGUAUUCUGUUACUUGUGUUACUCAUCUGUCUCCAAGACAACAACAUGGAUUAUGUGCGAUCCAUUUAAAAGAUUUUUUUUACAUAGAUUAGGGCUGUACAACAAGGACACCAAACAUGAUUUUCGAUAAAGCAUUUUGAUAUCAUAAUGGUGAUUCGAGAAGCAAUAAAUUAUGAUUCACUAUUGUGCAAAAUUAAAAGAAUUUUCACAGCUACAUACGUCAGAACUGCAAGUACCUUUUUUGUUCCCUGAAAGGCUGAAACAUAAUUCCUCAUUAUUCCUAGGCUAAUAAAGAUACAUCCAUUACAUAGACACACAAAAGCUCCUUAUAGUGAUGCAGGUUUGUUGUAACAGCAGCCAUUACUGCUUGACACAAUUAACAUGCAGCACUGGUUUUGAGAAUAAUCAUGACCCACAUUUACAGGCUAAUAGUUCAGGACAGAACAGUUCAAAAACUUCAAACGCUUCGUUCCUCCAAUCUAAUUAUGCAGCUUGUGAGGUAACAAGAUCUACAACUCUUAACCAUGUGUUCAUCCCAGAAACAGUGCAGGAUUAUCCGUGCCUGUCCUAAUUGUGUCUCCUAAUUGUAACAGUUGACUGUGGGACACACUGUAAACGAUCUGUCAACGCAUUUAAUCAUGCUAAUAUGGAGCCGGUCCUAUGCCCUGUCUGGGGCAGUGGCACGUUAGUGCCCGAGAACACAGCCAAGUAUACGCAUUCAGUUGUGGGACUUGAACCAACAACCUUCUCGUCACUGGUUCACCUAAUCUAGGCUACCGGUCACUCCAGCAUGCAUAGUUUUACUUUGAGGCAGCUGUUUGAGCUGGUAACAAUCAGGAAUACCCAGCCCCUGGAGGGGUUUGAACCCACACCCUUCCGGUUGCAGGCUCAUCUCUCAAACCAUCUGUUUUGGAUCUGUUUUUGAACUUUCUACUAGAUAGUUUUUCAGUUUUAGAACAGCCGUUUGUCAAGCAUUGUCUUAUUCUGGUAGAGACAGUUUCAGUCCUUUUACAUGGCGUUUACUGGAACUGUCUGUUUCUUUCUAAAUAAAACAAGUAACGGAUUCUUGGAUCUUACCAUUGGUACGGAUUUGAGUGGGUUUUAGGGUGUUUUAGGGAGCUUUUUCCAGACCCAGCACUGCUUGCUCUGUGAGUUCGUUACAUUUGGUCAAGUGUGACAGCUGUUUUCAAGCCCAAGACCAGUCCAGAGAACCAAUCUCUGGUGGUUCUGAAAUGGUUGGUCUGGGGUUCACUUCCAGCCAACUCUGGUGCGGCCCGCUGCAUCUGAAAGCUAUCCGCUCCCGGCGCCAUGUGUGGGGUUGCGUAAUUGGUUCAUUUUGUAAUUUGACGGCUUCGAUUUUUUUCCUUUUCAAGUUUCGAGAUGGUGAGGAAAGGAUUGGUGCAGUCAGUGAAGAAGAUAUCUUGAACGAAGAAGUCAUUCAAGUGCAAAUGGCCACUGCAAAUGGCAAAUGGCAAAUGGCCAAUCUCCAAUAACAAAAUAAUAAAAAGAGGCAAAAAGUUGUGGCUACCAUUUUGCAAACCUUGGUGCGGAAAAGUGACGUAUGGAAUCAUAGAAUCGAUCCAUGGUUUGGAGGGAUUUCUUGCGUGAAAGCAAACCAGCGAUAAUGAGCACCUUCCCCAGACGAGCCCAGUAUCGGCCCUGGGUACAGACUCAAGUAUUACAUAGAACGUAAUGAAAUGAAAAUAAUAAAUGAAAGAGUAGUGAUUGAAGGAACCCCUUUACAGUUUGAGAGGAGAAAUUAGUAACCCAACACUACUAAGCGCUGUAAACUUGAUCAAAAUGUGUGUUUGUAACAGGUGUGAACAGGGCCACUUAGUUUUGAAGGGUUACAAUGUUACAGAGGACAAUUCAGUAUUUUCUGCACAAGCAGUGUAGCUUCACUGUGUUAAACUCCAUGUUUUCAUCUGCUUGUGAUGGACGUGUGUACGCGUGUCAAAACGUGUGAUGUAACAGCAUCUUUAAAGCACCUUAAGCACAUUAGUUAUGAGUGAGAUGAGUUUUCUGCACUUUUCUGGUUUGCGUUUGCUCUCAGAAGCUUCACCAGUUUGAUUUCCUUUUUGUUUUUUGUAUGGUCACGUAUAUCGACUUGCUUUAUAAAGUCUGUCUUUGCUCACUCA
Messenger RNA from Colossoma macropomum (tambaqui), 7056 nucleotides. RefSeq names its product sorbin and SH3 domain-containing protein 2-like. Gene Ontology annotation, molecular function: protein binding. The record is from RefSeq and is a predicted model, not a curated record. Lineage: Eukaryota; Metazoa; Chordata; Actinopteri; Characiformes; Serrasalmidae. Gene Ontology annotation, cellular component: plasma membrane.